AUGGAGGUUGUGCUCGAUAACGCUGCCGGCUUCGCGGCCGGGGAGGUGGCCGGAGGACAGUACCGGGGCGUGAGGAAGAGGAAGUGGGGGAAGUGGGUGUCGGAGAUCAGAGAGCCCGGCAAGAAGACGCGCAUCUGGCUGGGCAGCUUCGAGUCCCCGGAGAUGGCCGCGGUGGCGCACGACGUGGCCGCGCUGCGCCUGCGCGGCCGCGAGGCGCGGCUCAACUUCCCGGCGCUCGUCCACCGCUUCCGCCGCCCGGCCACCGCGGAACCCGACGACGUCCGCGCCGCCGCGCUCGAGGCCGCCGCCCAGGUCCGGUUCAGGCCCGACCUCGUCCUAAUGCAGAUGCAGGCCGGCGCCGCCGGCGAGGGCGGCUGCUGCGCCUACGGCGGCGGCGGCGGAAGUGACGCCGGCAGCCCGGAGCCGCCGCUGGUCGGCGGCGACGACGUGGCGUGGGACGCUUUGCUUGGACUUGGAGCCGACGACGAGCUGGCGGCAGAUCAGUCGCCCAAGAUGUGGGCUGAGCUGGCCGAGGCCAUGCUCAUGGCCCCGCCUGUAUGGGAGGGCAGUAUGGCGGACAAUGACGAGUGGGCCCAGGGUAAUCUCUGGGACCUACCUGUCUGGAACUGCUAA
Molecule: messenger RNA, 633 nt
Organism: Miscanthus lutarioriparius
Lineage: Eukaryota; Viridiplantae; Streptophyta; Magnoliopsida; Poales; Poaceae
Source: the annotation of a GenBank genome assembly